AUGGCUAAUUUUCGAAAGAAGUUCAAAGGCGAGGUACUGAAAUACAUGUGGCCAUGUGCAUGGGCAUGCACAACUCGCAGACACGAUGCAUUGAUGGCGAAAAUUGCAGCUGAUUGUCCGAAAGCAAUUCCCUUCUUAGAUAUGCAUCACAAGCAUAUAUGGAGCAGAUCUAAAUUCUCCAAAGAGUGCAAAGUUGAUUAUGUAAACAACAAUAUAUCAGAAUGUUUCAACAAUUGGAUCAAGGAUUACAAAGACCUUCCGGUUGAUUUUCUCAUGGACAAAAUUAGGGAGAUGAUCCAGGAGAAGAUGUACACAAGGAAAGAGAUAGCCAAAAGACUUGAAGGCACCAUCCUCCCAAGUGUGUUACAUGAGUUGAACAUGAAGAGUCGAGCGCUGCACUAUGAUAUCCAGAAAAGUGGCCCCAUCUCAGCUGAAAUAUCAGGAACAACAAAAGAAGGGAAGACAUGGAGGUAUGCGGUCGACCUUGAGAAAAGAGAAUGUGGUUGUGGACAAUGGGAGGUGUCCGGAAAACCAUGCCCUCAUGCUCUAUACUUGCUUGGCAAAGUUAGACUACUAAAGACCGAGGACUUCGUGCAUGAAUACUAUUCGGUGGAGAGAUUCAAGAUGGCUUAUCAAUUUGACAUCGCUCCAAUGAAUGGCAGGUCUGAAUGGCCUAAUGUUGAUGUUGGUUUUGAAAUGAUUCCUCCACCUCUACAAAGGGCUGCUGGCAGGCCAAGGAAACAAAGAAUCAAGGCUAAUGGAGAGCCAGGAAAAAGAGGACCAUAUCAAUGCAAAAGGUGCUAUCAGUUUGGACAUAUAGAGAAGGGUUGUAAUGCUACUCAAGCUGAACUAGAACAAGAGCUUCCUCCUCCUCGUCCAAAGAAAGGAAAAAAAUCAAGGAAAACCAAAUCAGAAGAUGGUGACGCCUGUACAACAGGUGUUGAACCCUCUUUGAUGCCGCAUUCGAGCCCAAGUGUAACAACUCGAAGGAGUGCUGCUCUUUCUCCAACUAGCCAAGGUGUAACAAUUGGAAGAAUGACGUCUCUUUCUCCAACUAGCCCAGGUGUAACAACUAGAAGUAUGGCUGCAAUUUCACCAGGGGGAAUCAACCGUAGGCUCAUAAUUGAGUAGAUGAUUUCCUUUUGAGAUGAUUGAGUAGAUGAAUUAGAUAUCUAAGUACUUUGCCGUGAACUGUGGUCUUUUGUGUGAACAGUCCGUAGAAGUAUGGCUGUUGAAACUUGUGCUCUGUCGUUUCAAACUUGUUGAGAUGGUUGUUAUAUCCUAC
This is a messenger RNA of Lolium rigidum, 1285 nucleotides long. RefSeq lists its product as uncharacterized. Bases 1 to 1131 code for a protein of 376 amino acids. The transcript has 2 exons. The record is from RefSeq and is a predicted model, not a curated record. NCBI's taxonomy places the organism in Eukaryota, Viridiplantae, Streptophyta, Magnoliopsida, Poales, Poaceae. Gene Ontology annotation, molecular function: zinc ion binding.